This is a messenger RNA of Suillus bovinus, 1008 nucleotides long. RefSeq lists its product as uncharacterized. The coding region runs from base 1 to 951 and encodes 316 amino acids. Gene Ontology annotation, molecular function: GTP binding. The transcript has 11 exons. Lineage: Eukaryota; Fungi; Basidiomycota; Agaricomycetes; Boletales; Suillaceae. The record is from RefSeq and is a predicted model, not a curated record.
AUGGCAUCCAUCGACGCUCAGGUCCUCAGGGAAAUGAUUCAACGGUUUCGAGUUCUCAUUAUAGGAAGAGCAAAUGCAGGCAAAACGUCCAUCCUUCACAAGGUCUGCAAUACCACGGAUGAACCAGAAAUUUACGAUACAGAAGGAAACAAGAUCGAUGCGGCCAUCGUAGAAUCAUCAAUCAAGCGUGGAAACCAUGACAUCAGAAACGAGAUGGUGUUCAAGAGCAAUCCCAGUUUUGUCUUCCACGACUCAUGCGGUUUCGAAGCGGGUUCUGAAGAAGAAUUCGAGAACAUGAAAAAAUUUAUAUCAGAACGGGCAAACACGACGAAAUUGGAGGAGCGACUUCAUGUUAUAUGGUACUGUAUUCCGAUGGACGACCAUUGUCGGACCUUUCAACGAUCAGAGGAGAAGUUCUUCUCAGAGUGCGACACCGGGCACAUUCCCGUCGUCGUGGUAUUUACCAAAUUCGAAGCUUUACGUCCAAUCGCAUACGGACAACUGAAGAAACAACUGAAAGGGACAUCAAGAGAAGAAUUCUCCAGCAGGAUCGCUCAGCAGGUCGAAGAAUUGUUUACAAACACAGGUGUCUUGGAUCGGUUGUGCGCUCCUGAAAACCGUGCGCGUCCUAAGUCCCAUGUACGCUUGGACAAUAUGCACAAACCGGAUACCAACUGCAACCUUUUACUGGAUCACACGACUCUAGCAUUGGACAACGAAGAAUUACAGUUGUGCCUAAUUUCGACACAACAGUCAAACCUGGAGCUUUGCAUCAAGUGUGCAGUCAGAACACUCGUUGAUGGCGUACGGCAAUCCGGGAAAAUCGAUUAUGAAGUGUAUCAGUAUGGAAUUGCUAAGUGGUUUCCACAUCUGAAGGUAAGCACCUUGGUUAUUUUCUGCCUUCAAUCCAUGUGCAGAAAUCUUACAUUUGUUUUUUUGGCAGGUGCCUGAUUUCAAUGAUGUGAGUAGGUUUCAAUCGCUCAAGGAUUCUAGCCAUAUAAUCUCUUG